Molecule: messenger RNA, 3728 nt
Organism: Egretta garzetta (little egret)
Lineage: Eukaryota; Metazoa; Chordata; Aves; Pelecaniformes; Ardeidae
Gene: JOSD1
Product: Josephin domain containing 1
Exons: 4
Coding region: 806-1414 (202 amino acids)
Biological process (GO): protein deubiquitination
Molecular function (GO): cysteine-type deubiquitinase activity
Source: RefSeq, a predicted model, not a curated record
CGCGGUGUGGGAAGGUGCUGGGGAGGCCUUGGGGCUGGUCCCGCCUGCUGCCUGCCCUCCCCUCGCUCCCACGGGCUUUGUGCUGCCUCUUCUCACUGCUAAUGGAGAUUUCCCUUUGUCGGAGUGCAGGGUGACUUGUGAGGAAUUGCCUUUCCCGGAGCCUGGACUUGUUUGUUUUGGUUUUUUGUUGUUGGUUUGGUUUUUUUUUUGGUUGGUUGGUUUUGUUUUUUUGUGGCCUAGCAAGAAACGGUUUCCUUUCCUGAGCUGUUGGCAUCUUCUUGCCUGGAUUCAGGCACUGGAGGAAUGCAGCUGAUAAGUCCUUAACCACCCUGUGUUCCCAUAGGCAGCGCCAGAAGCUGGCUCCAUCUUCUUCACUUUGGCACUUUGGGGGUGGGCCUCUCUUUGUUACCUGCUCUGGGUACCCUUUUAGUGGCACUAUAGACCAAAGGAGAUGGAAGAAAAGGAACGAUGUGAUAAAUACCGGCUGGUACCUUGAGACUGAGGGGAUUCAUAUCUUCUGACGUUUUUAUUUUUUUUUCUUCUGUGGGGGGUGGGAGGAAGUCUUACAUUUUAUGGGGUAUGGGAGGAGGGAGGAAAAAUAUGUUGCAGAUCUUUAUGUGGUUUUUAAAACCAGCCAUCAGAGGCAAUUACUGAAUAAACUGAAGCACAAGAGGAGGGUUUGUGAGCUGGAAGCAGCGCUAGCCUGCAAAAGAAAGGGGCAGUGGGCUGCUGUUGUGACUGUGGAGGAAGAAACUUCAGCCUCCUUCGUUUCUCACCACCUACUCUUCAUCCACCCUCUGCAAAAAUGAGUUGCGUGCCAUGGAAAGGUGACAAGACCAAAUCGGAAUCACCAGAGCCACCCCAGCUACCGCCACUGCAUAUUUACCACGAGAAGCAGCGUAGGGAGCUGUGUGCCCUCCAUGCCCUCAACAAUGUCUUCCAGGACAGCAACGCCUUCACUAGGGAAACCCUGCAGGAGAUUUUUCAGAGGUUGUCUCCCAACACCAUGGUGACGCCCCACAAGAAGAGCAUGCUGGGAAACGGAAACUAUGAUGUGAACGUGAUCAUGGCCGCGCUUCAGACCAAAGGCUAUGAGGCGGUUUGGUGGGACAAGCGCAGGGAUGUUAAUGUCAUUGCCCUGUCUAAUGUGAUGGGCUUCAUUAUGAAUCUGCCCUCCAGCCUUUGCUGGGGCCCCUUGAAGCUCCCCCUCAAGCGACAGCACUGGAUCUGUGUCCGGGAGGUGGGAGGCACCUACUACAACCUCGACUCCAAACUCAAGGUGCCGGAGUGGAUUGGAGGUGAAAGUGAGCUCAGGAAAUUUUUGAAACACCAGCUGAGAGGAAAGAACUGUGAACUCCUGCUGGUGGUUCCAGAGGAGGUGGAAGCACAUCAGAGCUGGAGAGCUGAUGUGUGACCUGGACUGACUCUGUCCUCCCACUACAGCUCUUCCCCUUGACUGAACUCCCAACGUCCUGAAACCUGGAUGACGGGUGCCCCGACUCUUCUUGUCUGGAACUUCCCUUUGUUAGGCUCUUUUCUUCCUUCCUUGGUGCAAUAGGGCAACGGUGUAGGACAUUUCGGGGAGGGGGGUGGGGGGGGAAGAACUGAGGGCAGAGUGGAGGAAACUGGAAGCCAAUCACUUGAAUUGCACAGGCGGGUGAGCUGCGUGCCCUUCAGCUAGCUAGAAGGUGUUGUGCUCUUUAAAACUGGGCUUUGGGGCUAGGGCGUCUGGAAGCCUCUGGCCUCCCUUUUCCCAAGUUGGUCAGGGCUGCCUGUGGUGGGACGCUGCUCCCUCCAGGGCUUUCCAGGGAGGAGCAGGGGCUGAGCACGCUGCCGCCUCUUUGCAAGUCUCUCCCUCCAAAACAAGACAUCGUGAAGACGUGUGCAGUUUUGAAGGGUCUCUCAGGACACUCUCAAACACUAGUAAUGGUACAGUGCUCAGCACAACCUUCUGCUUCUUCGGGAUGGUUUGUGCCAGGAAUGAGAAAACAAUAAACCCAGUGUCAUCUUUCAAGAAAUUCUUUGGGUAGCUGGAGGAUUCUUCCCCAGUGUCUCCAGGGAUUUCUGCGUGUGGUGAGCGGUUGUUCGGCAGCAUGUGGCUGGCUAAGGUGAUGUGGAAACAGCAAGCGCAGGCUAAUUGAGGAGUAUCGAGUUUCUGGGCUGGAGAGAGGCCGUAGGCUGCUUGGGUUUCUUUGUGCUACAUUGGUUUUUUCUUCUUUUUUUUUUUAUAUACCUAUUUUGGUUUUCUGCAUGGUCACGCAGUAGUUAUGGGGCUGCUUGGAGAGAGGAGUAAAACUGAAGGGGGUUUUGAGAGGAAUUCAUUCCCUUUUAUUUUCCUCUUUCCAGAAGCCUAGCCCACAGUCGCAAAUGUCAUGCGAAACGUCCCAGAAAGAAGUAAAGUUACAAAGCAAAAAUUAUAAAUAGUCAGGUUUUGCCCUUUUUAUAGCUACUAGAUGAUAGCAUGGGAGAUGCACAGGGCCCACCAGAGCCUUCGGGGUAGAGAGCCUGGCCUGGUAGUUGAACCAACCUCUCUUUUAGUGUUGGCUGACAAACAUUCCGUUAAUGGACGAAUCGCUUUUUCCUCCCUUCCCUUCCGCGGGGAAGAGCAACUAGACAUGGAGACGCUACAGGGAAUCUCCACCGGCUGUUUCCCAGUUGGUCGGGUGAGCUGUAGCUCAGUCGCACCUUCCACAGCAAGAGGAGGAAGCGCUGAAUUUGGAAGACUUCAUUGUGUUUAGCUCUUCCUGGCCGAGCCGCCAUUUGCUUCCCUCCUUUGUGCAUGGGAUGUCUCAGUUAAACAGCAGUCUCUGGGAUGUGACCGAGCUUGAAGGAUCCCGCUCCAUUGUGCAGGGAAGUCUCGUUACUGGUGUUUGAGCUUGCGAAAGGAGGGGUUGUUGCUACCUUUUCUCAGCUAUUUUUCUCGAGAGCUCCGCAGAGCGCGAGCGGGUGUUUGAAGCCGAGAGACUGCCGUACUCACGCCUUCCAAACGAAGAACAAGAGGCCGCCUGACGAUGGGGCGAUGAUGUUCACUGACCCCCAGACACCUGGCAAGCACCAUUUUUUUGCUGUCUUCUGAGCACGGCCUCCCACAGUCAAGGGCAAACAGCUCUUGGGUUUUUAAGACCCGACGUUUCUAUAAGAAGUCCUAUUUCGUAACACAUUCCACCGACCAAUACCAGCUGGCAGCGUUUUUAAACACUUUACAGGCAGGGUGCACAGCCUGCAGGGCGUUCUGCUUGCGACUUGAAGCCAUUUCUUCAAGAGGGAGAAAAAAAAAAUCAAAUCUCAGCAGCAACAUUUUCUAUGCUGCUUAAAGCCGCACUUUGGAGGAGCCCCAUUUGCAUGGAAACGGCAAGCCAACAGAUCAGUGCACAAUAUGCAAGGAAAGAUGUUUUAAAAUAUUUUGGGGCUACUUUCCUUGUACGUCAGCGCCUUUCCCGUGGUUGGGGGGGAACAGCGUGAUCCAGCUGCUCAGGUAAAGGGAAGGCGCGCGAUUGCACCCCUGCGGGAGGCGAGACUGCUGCGCCCAAGAGGGUGGGCGAGCCGCUCCAGUCCCACUGCUUCGGGAGCAGGGAAGCCCCCGUUUGUUUUCUUGCUCGUUUGGUUUUGUUGGAGUCUUGUCUUGGGUUUGUUUACAGAGAUGUAUUUUGUUUAACCAAAUAUUAAAAAUGGAAAAAAAAAAAACCAAACACAUUUCCAUAUAAAUGUCCUACCACUUCUGUGUGUUC